UAAUAAUUCAUUCCAAUUUUGGUCGAGAGCUAGCUGUUGCACUGUUUCUUUCUUUCUUUUUGUCGUCUUCUUACCACGAAGUAGUCUACGCGGUAGUCUACGUUCUUGCCUACCUCCUGGAUUGUGAAGCUCGAAAGAUGGCUGAGAAGGAGGAGAAAAAGGAGAAACCUAAGUUUCCCAAACGUGAACUUGUAAUUCCGAAAACGACAGCUGAGCUGCAGAAAUUGCAUGUCGAUGCGUUGAUGCGCGAUGUGUCCAAGCCUGCUAAAAUCCCCGAUGCGAGGAAAGAGCGUGGACCCCGUCCUCCACCUGAGUCAGUUCGCUGGGUACCAGGUUCCUCUGCUGGUGCUGGUAGCAGUGAGUUUCACAUCUAUCGCAACCUUCGAGACCAUGAGAACAAACGUCAGGAGCAUAUUGAUAAGAAAGCCAAAGAAACAGACCUAGAUACUCAAUUUCAGAGACAGCGGGAAGCGCACAUACAAGCUGCUGAAGAUAAAACUGCCAAGAAAAGAGCAAAGCGCCAACGCAAAAAGCAGCUGAAGGAGCAAGCGAAGAAAAUGAAGAAGUUGGAAGAUGGCAGCAAGGACCCACAAGAACCAAAGAGUGAUGGCGACUCUGGUGCUGAUUCAGAUGGAGACGAAGAGAGCGGCCCUAGCAUUGUAGUCGGUGGGAAAUGAUGUGACUGAGCCAUUGGAGAAGUUCCUGAAAGACACUCCCGCAUUUCCGUAUUCCAGUUUGGACCUGCCUUCUAUUGAAGUAAGGAGUGAUGUUUUGGGCAGCUUCAUUGUCGAACUGAUUCGCAGUAUCAGCUAGUACCAAAUGCAGAUGAUGUACUAGUAACAUGGUCUGGGCUUCUGACUAUUCUAUGGGCAAACAUGAGCGGCCCGGCCCGGCCUGCCUUACUGGAGAAGGGUGGAGCGCAUGCUUCGUUGUGCCGAUGUGCCUCUACCGUGACUGCGCAUUGCUGUGCAGCUUGAUUAUCAGCACUUCUUGCCGUCUCGUCUGCAGAGAAAUCUGCACAUGUUAGGACAGUGCAGUAUGUCAUGGUACUGGAGCUUCAGCUAUGUUUCCAGGCAGAUGACGUGUUUGCAAGCUAGGCGAGUUCUGUCUGUAAGUACAGUGUGUUGUAUAAUAUCGUGACUGAAUCACUGAACAUGGUAUAGUCGGAAUGCAGUGGAGCUGAACCCUGUACUGCUGUGACGUUGCAGACGGCGUCAAGCUUCACCUGUGCUUCGUAUUGCCACUGCCGUAUACUGCCGCUUGUUGAUUGCCCCCCCCCCCCCCCCACAUACAUACCCCGCACACCCACAUGUAACUAGCUCUGUGCCUUGUUCAGUAUGUUGGUAGUUACAACUCUCACCGUCUAAGGGUGAACUUAAAUUGCAGUGCUGGCGCUGCUAUUUCUCCUCCCCUAAACAGUAAACAUUGACAACACUAGCACACAUAGUCAUUGGUCCAGUGUUGCGUGAAGUGAAGAUGGCUAGUAUAGUAGUAUAGUAUAGGAUUUUUUAAAUUUUUUUAGGAAAGUCAAGCUGUCCAGAAUAACGGAUUCAUUGUUGUGCCACUGAGCAAUUUUCAGUGCUCU
Messenger RNA from Sycon ciliatum, 1585 nucleotides. RefSeq names its product PRKR-interacting protein 1-like. The record is from RefSeq and is a predicted model, not a curated record. Gene Ontology annotation, biological process: negative regulation of protein kinase activity. Lineage: Eukaryota; Metazoa; Porifera; Calcarea; Leucosolenida; Sycettidae. The coding region runs from base 138 to 677 and encodes 179 amino acids. The transcript has a single exon. Gene Ontology annotation, molecular function: protein kinase binding; double-stranded RNA binding; protein kinase inhibitor activity. Gene Ontology annotation, cellular component: nucleolus.